UUCUACCUCGGAGAACCGGAGAUCGCCGUCCCUCUCAACCCAUCGGCGUGUCCACCAACUGCGCCUUGCCCUGCUCCCGCAUGGCCUUCUCCUCUUUCUCGUGGCCGUUUCGCCGCCGGGGUAGCGGCGGCAGGGGUGGCGGCGCAAGCAAAUCCGCCGCCGCGCCCGAGGAGGACGAGGAGCUGGGCGUGACCCCGCAGCUCCUGGACUUCCUCCGGACUCUCUCCCCCGACGCCUUCAAGUCCGCCGCCCUCCAGCUCCAAGGAGGCUCCGCGGAGGCGGCCGCCGGCGACCUCACCAGCUGGCAGGAGCGGCAUGCCAUGCUCGUGCUAUCCAAAGCCAAGGAACUCGCCAAGAUCCGGUACGAUCUAUGCCCUCGCCACAUGAAGGAUAAGCAGUUCUGGAGGGUAUACUUCCUGCUCGCCAAGAGUUAUAUCUCUCCGUACGAGCUACGUGCCAUACAGAAAGAAAAGCUAAGAAGGAUGGAGACGGAAAAUAGCAAGUCAAAAGAAGUUAUUACUGUUGAGGUGGAGAUGCAGGAAUCAAAAGGCAGUAGUCUCUCAAACAUCAGAAGUUGAUUUAGAAUCCCAAACUUCGUAGUUGUAGCUGCUGACAGGAUAUUAGCCUAGGUGAUGCAGGAAGUGAUACUUGGUUGAUGCCUUCUUUAUGAUUCCCUCAUAGAUCAAUAGCCCAUAUAUCCAGUUCAAACGUGCAAUGCUCUUCAAACUGUUGCACAUGUUCAUCAGACGAUGCAUGGCCUGGAUGGCUGGAUCUGUAUUGCAACUCCCACUGGAUUGACAUUCUGCUGUGUACUUUUGUAUCCUGAAAUCAAGUAGUAGUUCGUCACGUAGCAUGUCCUAAUUGUUCAACAUAGCCGAUGCUUGUUGGCUGUGCACUGGGCCACUAACAUGUAAGUUUAUGAAAACUUGACUGUAAUCUUGAUGCGAAGUUCAUAAAUAUUGUACGUUUCAUAGAACUUGCUUUUGGGAAUUGCGAUAUGUUUCUACA
Molecule: messenger RNA, 1008 nt
Organism: Phragmites australis (common reed)
Lineage: Eukaryota; Viridiplantae; Streptophyta; Magnoliopsida; Poales; Poaceae
Exons: 4
Coding region: 81-578 (165 amino acids)
Source: RefSeq, a predicted model, not a curated record